Messenger RNA from Dermacentor silvarum, 19489 nucleotides. Its product is annotated as ankyrin repeat and IBR domain-containing protein 1. Gene Ontology annotation, cellular component: cytoplasm; ubiquitin ligase complex. The record is from RefSeq and is a predicted model, not a curated record. Bases 446 to 3427 code for a protein of 993 amino acids. NCBI's taxonomy places the organism in Eukaryota, Metazoa, Arthropoda, Arachnida, Ixodida, Ixodidae. Gene Ontology annotation, molecular function: zinc ion binding; ubiquitin conjugating enzyme binding; ubiquitin protein ligase activity. Gene Ontology annotation, biological process: ubiquitin-dependent protein catabolic process; positive regulation of proteasomal ubiquitin-dependent protein catabolic process; protein polyubiquitination. The transcript has 22 exons.
GAGAUACGACUGCACCCGCUUGGCCCGCUGUGCCGUUGUUAUGGCCUCGAGUGCUCAAGCGUCAUUUUAGUCAUGUGCUUGUGUGUUCAUCGUGCGACUCGAGCUCUUGCGAGCACCUUACACGAAGGAAACUUGUCUGAGAAGAUUGCAGGGUGUUGUGUAACUGCACGGAUGCGAUUUGGAGCCCUGUGCCACUGUAGGGGCCAGCGAUGCGUGAUGUUCAGAUAGUGGACUGCGAAACUUUGUUGUUUGAAUGAGUCUGAGAGAGGCAUUCUUGGUUGCGGCUUUGCUUGCAGCGUGUCACGAUGACUUGAAGUGAGAGCGUAGACUUUGUUAGGUUAGGCUCUCUUUGUUCCUUCCGGGUUCGCGCCGGGAAUGAACUGUCUUGCUGUAGCAAGGCAACGACGUUUUAAGCGAGUGCUAGCGACGAUCAGCUGACUUGGUCAUGGGCAGCACGUCGAGCAAGUUUCGCAGGCACCUAGAGAACGGCGACGAGUACUCGGCACUUCAGAUCUACGAGAGCUGCUCUGAACUGCGGAAGUCGCUCGAUCCCAAUUGUUUUUAUGGGGACUCUGUUAAUCGGUGCACACCCGUCCACCUUGCUGCCAAACACGGAAUGAAACCGUUACUGAGGAUCUUCCUACGGGAGAUGCAGGGCGACCCAACGAUCCAGUCAGGGCAUGGAGAAACUGCACUUCACUGUGCCAGCCGUGGCAGUCCUCACUCAGCUGCAGUGGAGCGCAGAGUGGCCUGCCUCAGCCUGCUCAUUCAGUGGCGUGGCUACGAUGGAGAAGUCUUAGACCUCGAUGCGAAAGAUCAUGAUGGAAACACUGCCUUGCACUAUGCUGCCAGUAGUGGGUUGAAGAAGUGUGUGGAGCUACUUGUUUCUCAUGAUGUCUCGCUCUUCAUUGAGAACAACGCGGGUCAAACAGCAUGUGAGAUGGCAGACAAGGCUGGCUUCAAGAGCUUGGCGGACUACCUCGAAUCAAAGAUGGUCUUUUCUAGCUGUGUUACUAUCAGGCCAAAGGACAAAGACCCAGCACUCGAGCUUGAUAAGGCGUACAAUGGUUUGCGGCCCCAGGACUUGCAAGAAGCCAAAGAUCUUCUUCUUGUUGAAACAUCUGAUAUGCUCCAUGUGCCUUUGUUCACAGCAGAGGCACUUCUGCGAUGCCAUGACUGGAGCCAGGUAGCUCUGCUGGAAGCAUGGGUCCAAGACCCAGUUGGAUGUUGCCUGGCUGCAGGGGUACAGCCGACGACGUCAGCAGUGCACGCGUCUGAGCGCAGUAAUGAUCCUGUGGUGACGGAAGAGUACCAGUCGGGGUCUCUCAACUCAUCGUCACCUUCGACACCUAGCGGGCCACAAGGCCGAUCGCCUGCUAGGUUGCCUUGCAACAUCUGCUCAGAAGUGGUGCAUGAGCCAGAUCCUGUGGUUGUUCCUUGUCAGCAUGAGUUCUGCGUCUCCUGUUGGCGCAGCUACCUCACAAUCAAGAUUCAGGAGGGGGACGUGCAUAGCAUUGUGUGCCCAGCUGUUGGCUGUACUCAACUUGUUCCUGUGGACAUCAUUGAGCACAUUGUCAGCGCUGACAUGGUGCGCCGAUAUUUGCAGUUUGACAUUGAGGCCUUUGUCGAGAGCAACCCAAACUUCAAGUGGUGUCCAUGGGCUGGUUGUGGGAGGGCAGUGCACCUGCCAGAAUCUGUGGACCCACCACCAUUGCGCCUUCCCAAGUCUGCUCCUCGAGAGCCCAUGUCACACUCUGUGGAUUGCGGAAAUCGGCACUACUUUUGCUGGGAAUGCUUGGGCCCUGCACAUGCACCUUGUUGCUGUGAAAAGUGGAAGGAGUGGCAAAAGAAAGUGGCGGAGGCUAAACCUGAGGAAUUAAAGAGUGCCUGCAGUCGUACUGAGGAAGCUGCCAAUUGCCUCUGGAUGGUCACAAAUUCAAAGCCAUGCCCCUGCUGUAAGUCUCCCAUUCAAAAGAACGAAGGAUGCAACCACAUUAAGUGCUACAAGUGCAAGCAUGACUUUUGCUGGGUCUGUCUAGAACCAUGGAAGAGGCACAGCUCUGCGACUGGUGGAUACUUUCGUUGCAACAGGUUUGAGGCUGUGAACCGUGCCGAGGAGCAUGCAGGUGCUAUUAUCAGUGAGGCCGAGACCAAAAACAAAGAAAUGCAAGAACUGAAGAAGUUUGCCCACUAUUACACUUCCUACAAGGAACACGAAAAGAAGCACAAGGAUGAAAUGCUCGUUAAAAGGAGACUCAUUGAGAAAGAAGGUUGCUGGGUCCGUGAGUUUGGCGAAGGUGAAGCUGGCUUGCCCAAUGUUCACUUCCUUGGAGAUGCAGUAUGGGAGCUACUGCGGGCACGCAGAAUUCUGUGUGGUUCAUAUGCUUAUGGGUAUUACAUGCAAGAUGAAGGAUAUGGCAAAACAGUCUUUGAGCUUCUUCAGCAUGAUCUGGAAGAGGCAACAAAGGUUUUGUCGGAUAUGUUGUCAUCACCACGCCUGCGAGCUUCGCACCGCACAAUUGUGGAGAGUGCAGAGAGGGUGCUCGGAAAACGUGAGGAGUUCCUCAAGGCCAUAGCUCGUGGCCUGGUUCCUCCUGAGACUCCACCGUCUUCAAGGCGUACCCGGAGGCGGCGUUACCCGACUGUCUUUGGCCUUGAUCCUCCAGAAGAUGAACAGCUUAUGCUUGCGCUACUGGAGUCCAUUGGAGAUGGACCCAUGGAGGACCCCUGGGUCAAAGAUGCCCGGGGAUGCCAUGCUAACCUGGCUGCACUUUUUGACUGGCCUCGUGAUCCCAGCACUAGUGGCAGCAGCUCUUCAGACACAGAUGACGAAGACCGGAAGUCUGCACUCAUUCGGGCUGUUGGUGUCUGCUCGCGAGAGGGCUGUACGAGACCACGGGCACGAAACCCCAGAACACAGAAACUUCACGAAUACUGCUCUCUCAGAUGCCAGACAAAGCACAGUAACCGAGAACUUCAGCAAGGUCGUCAUGAGGUUGAUUUCUCAAUGGAUCUGAUGAUUGCGUUAGAGCUGUCGAGAAUGCAGAUGAUUGAAGACCAGCGUCGCUUUGAAAGCGGCUGUAAUUCCGAGCCACCAGUGAAUGAUGCUGCCAGUGCAGUGCCUCUUGAAAGUAUGCGGCCUUCAUCACCUGCCCCAUGUUGUUCUUCAGGCGAUGAGCAUCUGGUAUUGUCACCUGCCCACAGUUCGAGAAGUGACAGCUCCCAUAUAACUGCGAGUCCGUCACGGAAAGUGCAAGUGUCUCCAACAAGUGGUGCUGAGGGCCAAUCUGAGCCUCCGAGAGUUGUUGAUACAAAGAAUCUAUCCUCCAACCUGCCAGAUGGUAGUCACAAGCUGGAAAAGGAUCUUUUCCGUCCUGGGGCCAAAUCAGAAAAAGUUCAGCUGUCAUUCAAGCUUUCAAAUUCAUAGCAUAGUCAUCUGGGAGUGUUCUCACUCCUUUGGAGCAUCGUGGCCUGGAAGACUUCCCUAGGACGAGCAAGUGUUAUUUCUUUGUGUUGGUCAUCCUGGUGGCAACCAGCAUAGUUAGUCACUCCUUGCUUCUUUUUUCACCAACGCGCUUGUCAUUCUUGAAUGGCGUUGUUUUUUAUUGUAGAAUCCUAUAAUAAAGGGCAGUUUCAUCAGCAUCGAAUAUGUCCUUUGGCCCUUUCGUUCGUUUCGCUGCACACUGUCUUGAAGGUAAGUGUAUGUCAGCUUUUAAACAGAUGUAGCCAGGCGUUUCAUUCGGCUAAGUCUUGAGUGUUGACCCUAUCUGCAAAUUCCUGAGCUUUUUAACUGAUUAGGGGACUGCUUGGAGGCUAAUUCAGACUCCACAUUUUGCUGGUCCAGCACUGCUUUGUCAGCAUCUCACAUCUGCUUUCUGUUCCUAUCAGAGUUUUUCUUUUGGUCAGCUUCAAGUAUCUUCUCUCUGUUGGCGUCCAACGUUGCGAGGGUACUCUUCUUUAUGCCAUUCUUUUCAGCAGUCAACAUUCUUGUGAGCAUGCCUUGGCAACAUCUUAAGGUAUCACCACUUUGGUAUUAAUAAAAAGCACUGUGUACUUUCUAGGCGUUGCCAUUCUGCAACGAUGCUGUUCCACUGGCUGAUUGCUCCGUGAGGCUUCAAAUGUCCUGUCUUGUCACACUUGACAAACUGGACCACGUGGAAUGCUUCAGCUGCAUAGUGACUAUGUAAAACCAAUAGUGAAUUGUGGAUAAAGAAGCCGAACCCACCUUCUACAUUAGAGGGGCUUUAUUUUGCGUUGCACUGUGGCACCAACUGGCAGACACAGAGAGAUGCAAGAUGGCGAGCAUCGAGCUGCUGCAAUGGCAGACACACUUCGUGAAGCGAGCUGAAGUGUUUUUUCUUUUUAUCAGCCACUUUAGUGAUCUUCAUUUUGCAUCAAAGGAUGCUUUCUAGGUCGGACACUUAUGCCAACAAGCAUGAGCCAUCACACUAGGACGGGCUUUUGCGUCGGCAACACCGUGCGGUUGACAGCUGAGCGAAGGCAUCACACCGACAAUGCAAUUGCUGCAAUGCCUGCAUUUGUAUAUUUGGUAGUGCUUUAUAUAAGGCGAAACAUGAUUUAAAAGUUUAAAUGUUUGGACUUCUACUUUGGACUUCUACAUUUGAGAGUAGCCUUCUAGCUGCCAGGGUGGCACAAGGUGCAAUUGCUUACUAGUCGGGUUUGAAUUAUCGGGUGCGGUUCAAUUUCAGGAGUGAAAUAACGAAAGUCCUGGCUCAUAUAAAUGCUUGGUUGUGGGCCGGUACCUGGUCGAGAUUGACUUAACCGAAAAAUUGAAUUAGUUGGGAGUGGAAUUAACGAAUGUGCACUGUAGUAUCGUGGCUUUAAAAGAGACUGUGCGGCUUGCUGCUGCCUGUUUUAAAAGGCAAAUAGUGACAUGGAGGCAACGCACGUGACAUCUCUGACAAAACGGGCACAGUAUUUGUGGCAUUUGUACAAAACUUCAGUCUUUUAUUAGCUUUGCUGGUUAUCGGUCAAUUGUUCUGCAGUCGCAUCGGUCUGCGAGGAAUUUCUCAUUUGUUCUUACCAUGGGUUGAGCAAGGAUCAUUAACCGUGCAUUCUCGGUCAUCCAUGACACAUUAAGGAUAAGUUGGUUAUAUUUUAAUGACUCCAUUUUCUACUUCCACUAUUUCAUCACCAAAAACAUGUGGCAAGGUUGUUAUGCACAUUGUCAUGCAUUUACAUUUCUUGGGUGCAGUUACUGGGCAUGACAGCACUAAAUAACACUGUGUAACAGAACCCGCCAUAAUCAAAUUAUCAUUAUCCUAAAAGGUGCUCUUGAGGUGUUCACUUCCAAAGAAAUCUGGGCAUGGGUCUCACCUUAACUACAAUCGAGCCCACUUUUAACAAUGUCGGUAAUAAAGAAUGCUUGGAUAUUAUGAACAAACACACUGCGACUGUCGCACUUUGCCAUUGGGUAGUGGCGCCAUGUCCCAGGCAAUGAAUUCAAUACAUGAACCCAGAACUCUGUUGUAACGAACUUGUGUGCGCAUGUCAUGCGCCAAGGAAAGCACCGCUUUGCUUUUUACUGCGCACAGCCCACUGAGGUACAAUCUUCUGAGUGGCAUACUCACAUAGCCGAUAGUGAAGCUAACAUGAAUCACACAGCCAUGGGGGAUCGCUGUUUUAAGCUUCACUUGAUUUUUAUUGUUUUCAGAUGCCUGUUGGCUUCCUCGGUAGCUUAAAAUUUCAAUCUACACACUGUUCUGUGAAUGUUUGUAAUUUUGCCCUUUUACAAAGAACACACUAUACUCAAGAAAAAUGAUGUGGAGUGAAUGAACCUCAAAGCUAAAUUUUGCACCCUUUCAAUCUUUUUAUGAGAUGUUGGUAAGGGGUUUAGAUGAAGUCAGUGUGCUCUAGUUUCAGUCUUGCGAGAGUUUUAUACACAGUAAGUUUUGUUGUCAGUGAUGUAUUAAUGUAGCUUUCGUUUUAGAAAUGCUAGCUUUUUUAGCUUGCUACUACAUUUGUUAUCAAUAUCCAGCUUCCAGCCUAGAUUGUUCACUAGUGUACUUUUUGCUUGUUGAUUUUUACAUGUCAUUUUUAUUAUUUAUUUUAUGCCCAAGUGUAACUUCUGUCUGCUGUGCACUUAUCUGACUUAUGACGAAAAUGGGGAGCUGCCGCCACCAACUCCGAACCCAAGCCCAAAUACUUACGUAUUGUUGAGGCACUGCGUUUUCACCUGAAGCUUAAGUGAUAAAUGAUUGCGUGUCAUCUAUAAACAGCCUAAAAACUGUGCUUAUUGAUUAACAUUGAAAAAGGAAACUUCAAAAACUGACUUCUUUUCGACAGACAUUAGUUUCAUUCUUUGCCUUCUUUUAGGCAGUCCACUUAUUACGAACUUUUGGAUAUAGUGAACAAAUUCUGCAUGACAAUGAUAUUGAAUGUAAAUGGGCUCGACUGUAAACAGAAUGAGUGAGACAGUGUAAAAAUUCCCUUGCACAAAAGUAGGAGUGCAGGUAUGAAAACAGGCAGUUCAUCAUGCUCCCAGGUGACAAUCUAUUACUACUCGCAGUGCCACUAAAAAAUUUGACAAACCGGUUACACUGUGCCAGUAGCCAGCUUUAUGACAUUUGGGUGAGGCUGAUCAGAUGUCAAUGGAUGACUCGUCAGCAGCAAAGAGGGACAAAUACAGGGUUGUGCAACCCGCAAGUUACUUCAAAUAGGACGGAUUUGUUACCCAGCCGGUGUAGGUAGGGAACUUUUCAGAUACGGUAGCACAAUGUGUAUGUGUUCUUUUGAGUAUGUAAUCCUGCCGGUAAUUUUAUGUCAUCGUUUCUAGGACUUCCUAGCGUGCUGUGGAAGAAAGCUGUAGCAGCAGCAGCUAGUGGUAUACUAGUAUCCUACUUCUGAGCACAAGGUCGCGACUUUGACUCUCAAGUACAGGCAACAUUUCGAAGCUGGGUAGAAUUGGGAAACAUAUCUGUACUGGGCCAUCGGUGUGAAUUGAAGAGGUGGAGAUAUCAGCGCACGUUAAAAAGGUGGAAGAGUACCUUUAUCGAUAGAGUGCAGCCUGAGCAUGAUGGUUAAAAAGAAAAUUUAGAACGUGCAUGUACUAAGGAAGCUUUUUUCUGUUAUUGCUUAUGGUUCAAUAUUGAAAAUGAUGAAUGCCAGUAUCCGUGAAUGCCAGAUCUGCCAACCUUAGAGCUUGAAAAAUGCUACAGUCGUAUAAAGUAGGCGUCGCUGCUGCAUCGGUAGGUCUGUGUAAUCAACGGAUCCAAAAAAUUGUGCUAUGAAAAUUGAUCAGCGACUGUAUUUGUAUUCUUUUGGAAUAACUUUGGCCCUAAACUAGGAGCAAGUGAAAUUUUUAAAAUUUUUGUGUCAAUACGAUGAUCAUAAGCAAGGUUAGAAAAUGUUCAUUUUACGAUGAAAUUGUAAAUUUUACGCAGGAUUGAUAGCAGUUGCUGCUUGUUGCACCAGCUUCCCUGCAAUACUUGCCUGCCCAUCUCAUGUGAAGACACCGGCACACACCCAGUUUCUUAUUCUGGCACCAGCAAAUCUCCUCCCGAGUCGUUACAGGCUGCAUUGUGAUAAGCAUUUUCACCUAUCUCUAUUGCACUGCAUGGGGCAUAGUGCUGUUGGAAGCAUACUGCAUGCUUUUAAUAGGUGAUAACCCAAAUAUGCUGCCAGCACGAAGUGAGUGUCAUGUUUCGCUCUAGUGAUAUUGUAGGCAUCAUAUUCUGACGUUGCCCACCAGUUCGAUUUCGUUUCGGUUUCUUGUCACUGUCGUGAAACACUACACAAUAGGAAAACAAAUACAUGCGUCUUGGGUCACUCGGGCCCCACCAAAUUGAUGCGCAUCAGCGUCUCACGCCGAGUGGGCAUGUCAAAACUACCCGCCGAAAUGCCUCACUUGAAGAAGCUGCUGACCCAGGCCAUUUUUGAGGAGCGCAAACGUAAGCUUCCUCAAGCUGUAAAAACGACAAUGCACGUCUCGGGCCGCUCGGGCCGCUCAGGCCCCACUAGCUCAGGCCCCACUAGCUCGAUCAGCAUCGGCGUGUCAUGCUGUGACGAUUCGCGCAAUGCUUCACGGGAUGUAGAUGUCAACUACAGUUGAGGAUGUGAAAUUGUUUUGUGGCUUCAGAUGGUAUGUUUUGCCAGUUAGUAAGCUUUUUCUCACGUUUUCUUCCAAAACGUAUGAACAAGGUUCUACUGUUAGUAACUUGCAUUCUACUUUGAUGCAGCAAUACCUAUACAGUAUAAACCUUCUAAUACAUUUUUCACUUGAUUGCGGGCAUGAAGCAUUGCGCGAAAGAUGAGCAAGGGUGCAGCAUUAUGGGCAUACACUCUUUGAAUACUGUUUAUUAGGGGUGGGACUCUUGCGUCAAUUGCGCCAUUUUGAUACAAACGCAAAUUUCUGCCCCAAAGUGUGCCAAACACAGAAAAUUGACCGAAAUUGCACCACGCUGUGCCAUAGCGGCUUUGGCAUGUGAUGUGUGCUCCGGCUGUGGCCACAUUCAGCGAGCGGAAUCCCAUUCCGCACACCGCGCGACGGCGCAUCCCGCACAGUUUCUCGUAAUUUUCGCGCUUAUAACACUGGACUUCUAGGUGCUUCCGGCUGGUCCCAGCUGUUGUCGCUGCUGUCAGAACGGCCAGGGCAGCUGUAUUUAGAGUGUAUUAGAAUACGGUUGAGUGGGCCGAGCGGCACGGUGCUCCCUAGCUGAGGGCUGAGGAGCAAAAAAAAAAAAAAACCAAAAGGUAGGCUGAAGGGCAAGCGCACUGGAUAUUAGGGAGGCACGCGCCGCAGCAGGUUCAGUGGGCAUGCAUCUUUGUCCCCAAAGCCGGUAAAACGUAAAGCUAUUCCAGUCUGUUUUUAUGCCCAUAUGGGCAAGACCUCAGUCAUUCUGAUCUAUCGCGAAGGGCUAAUGGGGAAUUUGUAAUAAAAAGAUGCAGUUUCGGCCAAAAUUCGAAGCUUCGAUUGCGAUAGCAAAUGAGUAGACAGCUAUAUGAAGGAUAGUUGUUUUAUCGGCCGUGUAAACUUGAAAACAUUCGCUUAAUAAAUUAACAAGCACGGUGUCACAUGCACACAAGCAAACAUGCACACAUCGCACUCGAUGACCACGGAAACUCGCUGUCAAAACGCUGGAGUGAGGAAGCAUGGCAGCAGCAGCGAGCGAAUUAACCUUCGUGUUACCUCUCGCUUCAACGCGAACUAAGUGGCGAAAACACAGUGCACACGAAGCUAUCAGCACUCGCACUCUGUCCCCAUCACAGGUCGCUUUCACGAUAGGGCCGGCGCGGCCACAUAUACGCAGCAGCCACUGGAGUAGAACGCCUCCUCCCCCUCCCUCCACUCCAACCGGUACCCACUGCGACGGAAGGCGCAGUGGGUGGUCGCUGUGCCCUCCUCCCCGCUUUCUUCUAUUGCGCACGCGAGAUUGAGCCGCCAUUGUAGGCUCACCCUCGCAAGCUUUCACUCGCGCAUACAGCAUAUGGUGCGCGGCGACGUGGUUAUGGCCACUGGACUUUAUACGGAACAUCACAGCGACGGCGACAACAGAAAUGCGCCGGAGUGUUCAUAUAAUUGCUAUGGCAAUAAAAACAGAUUGGAAUAGUUUUAUGUUAUACUUGCAAAGGGUUUAUUGUGGCUGUCUGUCUCUGCGAUGAAAUAUGGUGACCCAGAAAUCAUGUUAUUGCGUCGAUUGGACCACAUAAUUUGAGAACAUUUUCUGCUAUCAUUAUCAGCGUCGGCGCGGCAACAUAUAGUUCGAUUGUAGUGCCACCGAUGUUUUCGGCUUUAGAGGAAAGCAUGCGCCGUGCCGCCGCUUGACCCACUCCUCCAUAUUCUAGUACGCUAUAGCAUACCUGCCAACUCUUCCGAAUUUACCGUAAAAUUUACGAAUUUGGACCUGUCUUACGAUUUUACGAAUGUCGGCUCAAUUUUUACGGAAAAGUGGUUAUAUUCGCGAAAUUAUUUUUUAAAAUUCCUAAUAAAAUCACACCGUUGCUGGUGGGCGGGGGCGCCACUUACAUAGGGGCGCAUAGAGAUGGGGGUGUGCGCCGUAACCUUUAUUGUCUGCAGAGUAAGGACAUUUUUCACUCUGUGACGUUGCCUUCAUCAUCAGGUCGUUGGAUGACCCGAUGAUGGCCGGACGUCACUGGUUGUCGUUACAUAUAUGUUACUCAUAUAUAUGGUUGUCGUUACUCUCAACACCUGUACCACCUGUACGUAAGUGGCGCCCCCAGAGACGACGGCGAUUUCGGGUGGAUGCGGCAGGCACAGUUUCUGUAUCGGAGCCUGUGGCUUGUCGUCUCGCCUGUCACCUUCGCUAGGCUUUUUUCCCGAAUAAGACCUGUUUUGUGGGCCUGACUUUUUUUUGUGUGAUGUGCUGCUACAUCGGGCGCAGUGCGACUCCGGUACUCCGGUGUUUCCUAGCCGUAGCGGCUGUGAAGUGUGAUGGCGUGCUCGAAGCCUCGUCAGUACUAGACUCCAUCAGUACUUCCACGUGUGUUUGUGAAGUCGUACUCCUCGGCAGAAUACCCGUGCUCCCCCCCGGUCGCGAGUUUGCGAAUUUGAAAGUUUUGAGGUUGGCAGGUAUGCUAUAGCUACAAAGCGUGCUUCUACUACGCGCUUCGUGUUGGUUUAUUGUGUGUUUCGUCAUCGUUUCGAAGUGUGCUGCCAUAUUCCAUUAUUCCAUCAAAAUUCUGAUUGGCCUGCUCCAAACUCCUCCAAAGUGCAAUUUUUUUCUGCUCGAAACUGCUCCAAAACGCAAAUUUACUCGCUCCAAAAAUUGCUCUGAAACGACUUUGGGCAGUCAUACCCCUGUUUUUAAGGAAUUGUAAGCACCAGAAGGUAAAUGUAGCUGCUACUAGCCACAAUGCAUUAAAAAAAUGCGAUAAUUCUUGCUUGCUUCAGUCCUUGCCACUACUUAUUUAGGAUUGCGUUCUCCAUAAAUAUAAUACACAAGCUUUGCACGAACAUUUCAGAUGCUGGUUCUUUCAGAAAAAUAUUCUUGAGUCUGCACAGCUAAUUCUGCUCCUUGAAGUGUGGUAACUUCUUCUGUGGUAGCUACCUCUUCAGAUGCCUCCUCUUAUUCAUCUUCUUCUUCUUCAUUGCAGACCUCUGCAAAAAUGCUUUCCACUUGUUAUCAAGGCAAGUUGUAACAUCACUGUCAAUGUGCACGUACUUGUCAAAAUUUAGUGGGAUUUCCUUAUGAACGUUGCUCUAAUAAGUCCUUCUUCUCAGUGGCAUCAUCUUUACUAUCACAUUCAAGCAAAUCCUCCACGUCGGAAGUUUGGAUGUCUGAUGGAAAUCCUGCAUGCCUUAAGCAAUCUGCUAUGGUUCUUGCCGUCAGUUGCCUCGAGGCGUCGUCAAGGUUUCAAUAGCACGAAGAAUGUCCACCUUGUAUUCUUUGUCCUGGUUCAUGCAUAUGAGCAUCCUCUGCAGGAGACUCUUGCCACAGCCGCUCGAUGAAACGCACGAGGUACGGCCCGCCAUGUCGAGCGGUAAAGUAUGGGCGGAGUUGUGAAGCGAAAGUUGACAUUUGCCGCCGCCUUUUUAGGGGUGGCGCUACUGAUGCGGGACUGCUCUUCCUUGGGGAAGGUGCCGCGGGAGAGAUUUCGCGUCUUGCUUGCACACAUUUUGUCCGCACACGUGGUAGUAUAAAUGUGUCGAGGUCCUUGUUGUGUUGCAUGUGGCACUAUCCCGCGCAACUGUUGCGUGCUGCUGUGUGUUACUAACGCAAGAAAAGAACCAUUAAUCCGAUACCCUGAGUUUCCGAGCGACGUAGAACGCCGUAAAGCAUGGCUGAAAAACAUUUUGUGACAGGGACAAGUGGCAAAGGAAGCAUUUGGGAGUCGAGGGACACGUCUUUAAUUGGUGUGUUCGCUUCACUUCACCGACGGCCACACCGAAGAACUGUGUAAGGUGUUUAUAAGCAAAUUGUUACAGCCACUACUGGCGAAUUGGACCGGGGACCUGAAUGCAACUGUGGAGUGGUUAAAACUCGCCUACAAGCCUCUGUCACGGGAGGUAGUACGAUUUUAAAGCUGUUGAACGAGGCAGUUUUCUGUGGCUUCACAUCGUGUAAAUAAAGAAAAUAACAAUUGCCACAGCCUCCCUCGAUCUUUUUUUCUUUUCAUCAUUGCAAUUGCUCUAUUCACGCUGAACAACUUUUUUUACUGCAUCGUCUUUACAUAAAUAUGCUACACAUCGGCAAUGUGGCUGAAUGUACAAUCUGUUAUAAACUGCUAUCUACCGCAUUUUUCUAGAAAGGUACGUGAAACUAACAAAAUCUAGCAAAAAAUUGUUGUAGAAACCUAUGUCAUUAUGCACGCAUUUGUAAGAAGUUUCGUAUUACAGGGUUCUUUUUUCAUUUUUUUUACCAUUCACGCUGAACAACAUUUCUUCACUGCAUUGUCUUUACAUAAAUAUGCCACACGUCGGCAAUGUGGCUGAAUGUACGAUCCGUUAUAAACUGCUACCUACCCCAUUUUUAUGGAAAGGUGAAAUUAAAGAAAUCUAACAUUAAUAGUUAUACAAACCUAUAUGUCAUUAUGCACACAUUUGUAAUAAGUUUCAUUUAACGUUUUUUUCGUUUUAUUUUUUAACCAGCAAACAAUCACGUCAAGCGAGGCAAGUAAAUAAGCACACUCAACAAAAGUGCCCACUGUAUGAGCAGUACUGCCUCUCAAUAAAGAACUCGCCAGUUCUCUUGAACGAUGGUCAUAAUGCUCGAAACCAGCGGCAGAAGUGCGCCGUCCUGGCCUAUGUGAGCCUAUUAGCGGCCCAAUACCGACUCCAGGGUAUAUUGAUAUCCUUGCAGGCAGCGUUGAUAUUUUAUAUUUUGGAAACAAAAAGCACAACUCUCGCGUCAAUAAAGUGUAAACACGAAGCGUGGCCGCUGCGCGAAGCAUGUGGACGGCGCCAAAGAAACGCUCCCAUCCGCGCGCCUGUCCCGGAGCAAUGGCGCCGCUGUGGUGGCGCGGAGAACUAGGUGCCUCACACCGGUUUCGGGAGACGUGGCAGGCCGCACCUCGUGCGUUUCAUCAAGCGGCCGUGCUCUUGCAUCGCCAUUGAUGCUCAUGGCGAUGGGUCUUGCAUGAAGUUGAUGAGCACGACUGUUUUCAACAUUUUAGUUCUAUUUUCGGUUCUGUUUACAUGGUACUGUGAAGUUUUGGUUCCGAUUACCGGAAGUAUUUUUGCAUUGCUUAAAUACAAAACACCAACCAAUUGAGAGGUGGUUGUUCCGUUUGAAAGGGCCCUGAACCACUUUUUGUCGAAGUCAAGAAAUGCAUUUGAAGGUAAAUUAGAUUAUUUCAGAAAUACUUCGCCGCAAAAAGUUCUUCAUUGUGUUCAGAAGAAGUGGAGUUAUUGGCAAUCAAACAUACCGUCGCGGUGCUUCCGCUCCUUCUUCUAUUAUUUGUAUGUGAAGGUCACGGCGGAGCAGGGUGUGCCCACAAUGCUUUGUCUACUGAACGUCACCAUGGUGCCCCGUUCAAGUUUGAUUUUAGAUAUUCAUGUAGACUCCACUAUUUCCGAUUUUGGUGCCUAUGACGAGCCAAACGCGGUUGUCUGCAGCGAGCCGCAGUGCGCUCAGCCAGGGGACUCUUCAUGGCACCCCAUGGCAGCCGCGAUAUCUAUGCUAAGUAGCAGACCGUAGCUACAUGCAACUGCAGCGAUUGCUUUAUGCACAACAGGGCUAGAGUGUGCGCUUGAGCUCAGAUGCUCCUGUCUGGCUGUGCUACGUGGUGUGUACCGGCUUUGUCCUUCACCAGCUUGACCGACGGAUAGUAGCCACAUCCACCAACUUGCACAUUUUGAAACGCUAUAGCUCAAUGAGAAGCGAUAUCUGUCAAGGCGUCUAGCCAGGAGCGACCUGUAGGAGUAAGCGCACGCUGGCAAGCAUGCGUGUGGUCUGACCUUAAGUAUCGUGAGGUUCGAGGCUAGUUGAGUGUUGAAAACUAGCCGAAAUUAGCAAGACCUGACAGCUACGACACCGAUAAGCAGGGUGGCCAAAGUUUAAUUCCUACGCGGGCAGACGUGGCCGAGCGUGUGCAAAUGAUAGUCGGCUUUUUCCAGAAGUACGUAAUUAUUAUCGAAAUUCGAAAGCAGACUUUUGCUUACUUGAGCCUGUUCAUUAAACUGUGCCACUAAAUAUACACAGUAGCAGUAGAAGGAAGCACACUGAUCCAAACGCCCUUCUUGAUUGAUGUCAACUAUUGGCCAAUAGCAACCACAUAUGAAAAUCUGCUAUAUUACGAAAUAAAGCGUCCAGAAAAAAGCGAGGAGCAGACUUCUGUUGAAAAGAGAACGUUUGAGAGAAAGGAGACUUCGCACUCUGCUUGCGCACACCACACACCACACACAACUACAAAAAUUGCCUGCGAUGUUCACAGGUAUGCUAUCCACGGACUGUUUUUUCACCAAGGCCGAGGGGUGAUUCAGGGCCCCUUUUAGCGAUUUUCGUUUACUGAGGUUUUACUAUACUGCUAAAUAUUAACACAGACAUUAUACGUGGCUCACACUCCGAAGGAUUUAUUCAGCAGUUCAACAUUCUGAGAGAAUUUCGGACUGAAGUUUGGUGUCUCUUCCUUGUCUCCACCAAAUCACAUCCUUUUCUAGCUUUUCUGCCGUGUGGUAGUGUGCAUUGCCAAUAUGUUCAACGUACCUUUUGCAGCAUGUCCAGCGCUGUGACAGCAUUUGACAAGGCGGCGUAUCAUGUGGGAAUGAUUACAUAUCAGAUGGGAUUCUAAUAUUAUACGGCUGUCUAUGUGAUUUUUACUGAGGCUGGGCUUCAGUGACAUUAUACCCAGGGAAACGUUUGGGUGGAGGAUGCAUCAGUGGGGUUGUACUGUAGUUAUAUUUAGUGGCGGUAGUGACCUAAAUUGGAACGCAUCAUUAUAGGGCUACCAGUAUGUGGUUACCUUGCAGUUUACUAAUGUUGACGUCGCUGAUCGCUUGCAAGCCAGGGUUCAUAAAUGAACAACCUUUUACUGUAUUUCAGUAUGAAUGCUAAUAUUUGAAUUCUGUUCAGUCUGCUACGUUAAACUUAUAUCAUAAUUAGUGGUAACUGCAUGGCCACUUGACUUGGAAACUUCACACACCCCUGCUUGUAUUGUCAAAGAAGGCAGUUCUCAUGCCUUUCUUUCAAACUGUAGGUUUUUUUUUUUUUUUUUGCAAGCCACAGCUUUAUUUCACAAGGAAAACUUGAUAAUGUGAGCUGUCAAGAGUUGUUAUUUUGCGCUUAUGGCUGCAUGUGGUCAUUUUUGUUUGUAAGUUCUGCAUUUUUAGUAAGAAAUUAAUUGACCUUGUGCACAAAACUAAUUUUUGGCUUGUUGGACAUCUUAAUGGUUAAUGUGCUAGAACGGGACCAUGUUGACUUUUACACCUUGUAACCUUGACCACACCAUUUUAACUAGCAGAAUGGUGCUUUAUGCUUGAGAUUCUCUAUUGUACUUUUUAGUUGUCUGGUUUCAAAAUGGUUGAUUAGUAGUAGGCUUUGGAGGCUGCCCUACAGCAGAACAUUUUGCAUUGGCUCCUGUUUUACCAGAUGCUUUACCAAAUGUUUUAUCCUUUUAAGGAAAUCCAUGGGUUGUUGCUCCUCCUGCUAAUAUUUUUUGAUAAAUGUGUUUAUCUCUGCCUUUUGAAGGAGUCCAAAGCAGUUCUGUUCAGGACUGCUUAUAUGUUUGACCCUGUGUGCAGUGCAGACAAGAAAUUUUGCAUUUACUGAUGCACAGGGCUUGAGCAAUUUACUUUUCUUUGGGCAUGUGUAAAAUGACUUCCAUGGUAACGAGUGACAGUUUCACAGCAUGCCUCGCUACAUUAGGUCUUUGGAGAAGCCCUUGUAGUCAUUCUCACAUUACCAACUCAUGGCAUUUAUAUAUCUCCAAAAGAGCUCUACUCACUGCUCUUCUGGGGGAUUUGGUUUGUGCAGAGAGAAAGUGUAACGUUGGAAAUAAUUGCAAGAUUACAUUGGGGCAUUAGUUUUUAUUGCAAGCAGUUUCAUGUUCUUGUUUGCUUCAUGUGAACCUGGCAUUAGCCUUCCUUAAGCAUAUCACAACCUUAACUAAACUACAGUCUACCAUUAUCAAGAUUUCUCGAAUGCACACCCUUUGCCAAGAGUACAGAAUAUGCUUGUACUGCAUUUAUCAGGGAAUCUGGACUCGAGCUGCACGUUGACUCAUUCAACCAGCAUUGGAGAAGAGGCUUUUCAGAGGUGCCUUGCACAACUGUUCCCGCCUCCUCCCAGUCCUAAACAGUUUUGGGCUGGAGAGGUAAAUUUCUCCUCAUUUGGUCCUAUACAUAGCCAAGAACAGAAGGGCAAGAGUAGGUACUACUGCUAAACUUUUUUUUUAGUCGACAGCUUUUAGUUGAAUAGCCUACACAAUAAAAAUUUGUAUUUUCAGUCCGAAAGUGAAGUUUUGAAUGUGAUAACAAGGUUUAGCGUUGUGCUGAAGGCUUCUUGAAACGCUGGUGGGAUGAGAAGUGCUGCCAGCGACGUUGCAGGCAUUGCAUCUCGAUGGUGCAUGAGAUCAGAACAAAGGAAAACCAUCAAUGUUUGUGGCAGCCGCAUUCAGAUAGGGGUGUAAAACAAAAAAAAAAGCUUGUAUUCCAUCUUUGAGUAUGUGUUAAAGAACGACAUGUAGUCAAAAUUGAGUCCAACACUUUUGAACCUGAUGUAACCUGUGUAUCCUAUAAUUUUACAACUAGCAUGAGUCUAUGAUCGUGGUGCUAAUAUACAUUGCUUGAAAACAUUGCACCCUGUUUGGAAUUUGGUGUCCUGCAGUGACAAAGCAUUACAACUAUGGAAUUUUUUUUUUUUUUUGAAGUCAGGAUCCUGAAAAAUGCUGUACGUGAUGCAUGUGUGUUGUCGUGAUAUGUUCAUAAUGUGUGCGUAAACUGCAUAUUAUCAUGUGAAGUGAAACCUGGGUUUCAGCUAGUCCCAAACGUAAAUUUGCUUCACAGAAACCACAGGUGCUUUCUUCAGUAGUUUCUUGUUGCAGAAGUGUGCAUCAGGGCAUUUGUUUUGCUGCUUCCACAUGGCUCUUGUGAAAGUACUAGUAUUCAAAUGCAUUUUUGAUGUGGGCAUUGCCUCAUCCCGUAAAUCUCUAUUCCUUCUUGCCGAACAAUGCCGAUCAUUCAUUCUUGCCGAUCAGUGAUACUACACGUGGGUGUUGAAUGGGGCAAACUUUGACUGUGAAACAACUUUGUUGCCACACUACAUUGUGUCUUUUAUAUAUUUUGUGCCUAGUAUAAGUGCAAUGUUUAAAAAGCCCUGAAAAGGCAUUUUUUUUAUUUUUGACACCGAGCAAAAUACUGGAUUGAGCCUUUCAAAGAAUAUGUUCUAGAAGAAAUUUUUUUAAAGCACCUUCCAUGAAUAGGCGUAUGAGUGCAAUGUUUACUUUCGCCCUAAACCCAUCAAUCCUUCUCAGCUAGGGUAGCACCGAUAGCAAUGCCUUGCCUAGCACUACUUUCUCUUCUUUCCGUGAUAGCUUGAGGGUGACAAAGGAGUGUCAACAAACUGUGCGAGAUGCAUUAGCAACUGCCGCUUCCCUGUUUCCUAGAAAAUCGCAAAGAUGGUAGAUGUGUGUGCUCAAUGGCUGGCAUCUAUGGGCUGUCGUGCUUCAUGUUAUGUCAUCACUGAUGUUACCUAAGGCGGCAGAAAUACAGUGGUACGGUAAGCCAGGGAAGAGAGCAAGCAGUCUAUUAUGCGAGAUACUAGAUUCUUCGCUGCAUGCAAUGGAACAAUAUUUGGCUUGCAUGUUCACGGAGGCAUUGGCCACAGGAUAGGGAACACUUUCUUACCACGUUAAAAAAGUGUUUCCGUGCCCCUUUAUAUGGUGAGUGUAAAAUUUCAACAGGCAUUUAAUGCUACAUUAGCAAUCAGUACUCUGUUGUGACAAAUGCAGGUGCUUUGUAUUACUAACUAAAAUGCUCGAAAAUGGGGAUGGAGUUCCAGUCAACGUCUCCUGAAUAUGAGACACUGUACUUGAAGAAUUUCAGUUUGUUUCUCUGCUGUCUGCUCGAAUCGUUUCAAAGUAGCUACUUGUGACAUGUCUGAUAGAAUGCCCUUUCUUUCUUUUUUUUUAUUUUGCCUAGUGUAUGCUAACGGAAGGCAUUUUUUUUUUGUGAGAAUGUUUUUCACUGGAACAGUCAUAGACAUAGAAGCAGCCAGCCGCGCCAACAGGUUGGUAGUUAAAUGAAGGAACUCAACUGUUGAAAUGAUCAAAAUGGGUCCUGCCUUGGAGGACUGUAGUAGUUCAUAGUGUUGUGUAUGGUGUAGUGCACUCAGUUUUUUUUUCUCAUUUACAUGUUUAUAGUGUUCCCUUAGCAGGACAUGUUCCAAGUGCAGCUGAACAGCAUGACCAGCCAAAUCGCAUAUACCUCUUGACUAACCAGUAUUAACGUGAUGUUUUGACUAGGUCAUGAGAACUACUGGACAUGCAGAAAGGCAGUCUGUAAGUGGUCUGGCUGCAUAAUUUGGGAGGCAGCAUGGUGUUACAAGAGAGCCAGGAGAAAGUACAACUGAAGCGAAACCAAUGCAUGACUGCCUGCUGCUAGUUCUAGGGCGCUUUCAUAAGCAGAGUGCCAUCUCAAGUUGUGUGUAUUGAAGGGACGGUAUUUUUGUACUACACCAUGUUGUUUUUUAAUGCAUUUCGUUCUUUUUGUACUAAAAGGCAUAUAAGAGCCGGUUGAUACAACCAGCUCCUCUCACAGGGUCAGUGGAUGGGCCGAUUCAGGUUGUCCGCUGUUGCACCUUUUAUAUAGUGCGCUGAAGAAGCCCAAAGCAUAGACUUGCGGCUUGAGCAAGUUUCGCUGGAUCGAAACAGCUAAAGCCUUUUUAACUUUCCCGAGUCCUCUGAAACUCCAAGAUUCCAGUGUCCCAGGUUUCUUCUUUUUGCUUUUCUUUUGGCUACUUUAUCGUGGAGUUGUGGCACCUAGAUAGCAUGUCUACGGAAAAGAACCUACCUUUGCUUAGCAUGAGAUUUGUAUAAUCUCAAGUGGAAUACACAGGACAUUUUGAGGGGGCACUGUUGUUUUAUAUGCUGAACUACGUUCUUUCUCUAGUCCAUUGGUUUGACAUUUUGUGUGUGAAUGCAUGUGUGUGCGUGUUUCCUCUGUGAUUGCACAGUGCCUUUGGCUGGUUGCCAACAUACACAGGCACAUGGUCAUCAGUCGUUGUAGAAUCGAUCUUAGCUGAGCUAAGCCGCUCUCAUUGAAUGAAGUCAUCUGACAUGUUCUAUGUGCCUGUUUUUAAAUAAGCUGUUGUUGAGCAUUCUGCAUAUUGUUUGCUGUCCUUCUAUGGUUCUUUCUUUUCUUCUUUUGUGUCAGUGCACUUGUUUUGCAGACUAUGUCUGCUGCCUUUUUGUGCAAGUCAAGUAUACUGCGCAAAUAAACUACAGAAGUUAGCACUGCUCUGUAAUGCUACUGGCUUUUAAGGUAAAUUGACAGCGCCUUCAAGGAGCACUUGUUUUAGGGUUUGUUUGCAUGAACUUAUGUUUUACAGUGCACAAUAAAUGAAUAUAUCACGUG